Armigeres subalbatus is the source of this 3648-nucleotide messenger RNA. RefSeq lists its product as uncharacterized. Gene Ontology annotation, molecular function: nucleic acid binding. The transcript is spliced from 4 exons. The coding region runs from base 1 to 3648 and encodes 1215 amino acids. The record is from RefSeq and is a predicted model, not a curated record. NCBI's taxonomy places the organism in Eukaryota, Metazoa, Arthropoda, Insecta, Diptera, Culicidae.
AUGGAUGCCAAGAAAAGCAUAACGCUCUUCUCCACGGACGUCCUGGAGGAUCAUCGCGAAUACAAGCGCAGUGCAACAGUCAUCUCCGGUCUCAGCGAGAAGGUCGUCAAUUACCAUGGUGGACAACGAGCUAGCGGAAGCUCUGGGCGCAGAUGGUCCAGUAGAAUCGUUGCAGAUGAGCUGGACGAACGGUGUACAACGUACGGAGCAUCAGUCAAAGACAGUGUUAUUGGAAAUAUCCGCUCGAAACUCAUUGAAUCAAUUUUUGAGUUGUUGGAGGCUCACACCGUGCAUAGGUUGGAUCUCCCUGCUCAGAAGCUGGAUGCUAGGAAGCUAGUUCAGGAGUUUGCACACCUCGAGCACAUCGAUAUCGAUCCUUACGAGAAAGCUGCUCCGAAGAUCUUGUUGGGAAUCGAUAAUCUCCACCUCAUCGCCCCGCUAGACUCCCGAGUAGGAAAGCCUGGAGAGCCAGUCGCUGUUCUGUGUAAGCUUGGAUGGACGGUGUAUGAUCCACGUACAAACGUCGUAGGCAACGUACAUUUCCUGGGGCACCAUCGAUGCGCUUGUGAGGAAUGCAAUCAGGUAGAUAAAAGGUUGGACGACGCGAUAAAACAGCAUUAUCAGCUCGAAGAGGUCGGAGUAUCGCCAAUACGCCUUGAAUCGAAAGAGGAUCGACGAGCUCGUGAAAUAUUGGAGAAGACAACCCGGAGGGUAGGCCAGAGAUUCGAGACUGGACUGUUGUGGAAAGAGGACAAGAUCCAUUUCCCCGAUAGUUUCAACAUGGCUAUGAAGCGGAUGCGAAGUCUGGAAGGUCGAAUGAAUCGAAAUCCGGGGGUACGCGAAGCCCUGCAGAAGCAGCUGAAUGACUACCUAGUCAAGGGUUACGCACAUCGCAUCACUGAACGUGAAUUGAGGGAGACUCCGAGGUAUCAAGAAUGGUAUUUGCCGCUGAACUACGUGGUCAACCCGAAGAAACCUGGAAAAGUGCGCUUGGUCUGGGAUGCGGCUGCGAGGGUGCAAGGAGUGUCAUUGAAUGAUAAGUUGCUGAAAGGGCCGGACAUGGUUGCAGCACUAUCGGCCGUGAUCAACAGUUUCCGUGAGAGACGAAUCGCGUUCGGAGGUGACAUAAGGGAAAUGUUUCACCAGGUACUAGUACGUCCGGAGGAUCGGCAGGCACAGCGGUUCCUUUUCCCAGGUCCAAAUGGGGAAGUGGAAAUCUUCGUGAUGGACGUCGUGAUUUUCGGAUCGAAUUGCUCACCCUGUUCUUCACAAUUUGUGAAAAAUCUGAACGCUCAAGAACACGCUGAUGAGUUUCCUGAAGCGGCGGAUGCUAUCAUCCGUAAGCAUUACGUCGAUGAUUACUUCGAUAGCGCGGAUACUGAAGUGGAAGCAGUUAAAAGAGCUACCGAUGUGCGGAAUUUACAUGCCAGAGGGGGUUUCGAGAUCAGGAACUGGGUCAGUAACUCGAAGGAAGUUUUGCGGCAGCUCGGAGAGGCGGAUAGCACGGUGAAGUUGCUAGAAGUGGACAAGGGUAGUCAAACGGAAAGAAUUCUUGGAGUGCUCUGGGAUCCAGAAGAAGAUGCAUUCUCGUUCUCCACGGAGAUUCGGGAAGAUCUGCAGCCAUAUGCAUACGAAGGGGUGCAACUUCACGUUUUCACCGAUGCUGGAGAUGCAGCGUAUGGGUGCGUCGCCUACUUUAGAUUCGACUACGGCGAAGUCAUUCACUGCGCAUUCGUCGAAGCGAAGGCAAAGGUGGUACCGUUGCAGUACUUGUCCACUCCGAGGAAGGAGUUGGAAGCUGCGGUCCUGGGUGCACGAUUGGUCAAUUCGAUUUGCGAAAACCAUUUUUUUCCGGUGAAGAGAAGAUUCCUGUGGUGUGACUCCGAUACGGUGGUUUCCUGGAUAAAGUCCGACCAACGAAGGUACAAACCCUUUGUCGCCCACCGGAUAGGAGAGAUAGUCAGCAUCACAAAUCCAGAAGAGUGGCAUUGGGUGGGAACGAAAUGUAAUCCUGCCGAUGACCUGACGAAGUGGGGCAAGGGAACGGAGAUCAAAUCGGAGAGCCGAUGGUACCGUGGACCUGAUUUCCUAUACCGAGGAGAAGAAGAGUGGCCGAAGCAGGAUCGUCUGCGAGUUGAAGUAGCCGAAGAGCUCCGAGCGAGCGUGCUACUACACCAUAUUGUGUUGCCCGAUAGUCUGAUCGAGAGGAUGUGCCAUAUCUCGCGUUGGCCAGUAAUGGUACGAACGGUUGCUACGGUAUUCCGUUUCAUUACAAAUUGCCGUCGCCGUGUACAGAAGAAGCCGAUUGAAGCUUUAUGGGGGAGUAGCAAGCGAUCCGGAGUACAAGGGUUCCCGAGUGUUGAAGUGCCGUUACAACAGAAAGAAUAUCUGGCGGCGGAGAAUCUUUUGUGGAAAGCUGUGCAAGCGGACCAGUUCGCCGAUGAAGUGAAGACCUUGUGGAGGAAUAAGGAGCUGCCGAGCUCACAAGCAAUACCGCUCGAGAGAUCAAGUGCGUUGUAUCGUCUGGCACCGUUCCUGGAUGAAGACGGAGUUAUUCGCAUGGAAGGUAGAACCGAAGCAGCGGAGUAUGCACCGUUCGACGUCAGGUUCCCGAUCAUUCUACCAAGGGACCAUGCAGUGACGACGAGGUUGCUGGAGCACUACCAUCGAGAGUAUGGCCACAGCAGCAGGGAGAGUGUUGUGAACGAAGUUCGGCAGCGGUUCUACAUACCCAGGCUACGGGUACAAAUCGACAAGGUUAUGCGAGCAUGUACUUGGUGCAGUAUUCGGAAGGCAAAACCAUCUGUGGCGAGAAUGGCACCCCUGCCGAGGCAGCGCUUAGCAGCGAGGGUCGAUCCGUUUGCCUACGUAGGUAUCGACUACUUCGGGCCGCUGGAAGUGUCCAUUGGACGAAGGAAGGAGAAAAGGUGGGUAGCACUUUUCACGUGUAUGACAACGCGUGCGGUACACCUGGAGGUGGCGUACAGCCUUACGACGGAGUCGUGUAAAAUGGCGAUCAGGAGGUAUGUGAAGCGACGCGGCAGUCCGUCCGAAAUCUUCUCCGACAACGGCACGAAUUUCGUAGGAGCCAAUCGAGACCUGACGAGAGAGCUGAAUGCGGGAUGUGCAGACACAUUUACCAGUGCGAAAACCAGGUGGGCGUUCAAUCCUCCCUCAGCACCACACAUGGAAUGCGGAGAAUCUGGUGAACUCUCGUCCCUCACAUACGUAUCCACGAACGUGAAGGAGGACCAAGAAGCUUUGACGCCGAAUCACUUCUUGCGCGGGCGUCCGGUUGCUGAGUGCUUGCCGCCGAGGAACUCGGUGGAGCUAGCUGAUACGCUGCGGAGCAGCUAUAACCGAGCGCAGUUCUUGGCGCACAAAUUUUGGGACCGUUGGCAGAAGGAGUACCUGCCCACACUGAAUAGCAGGUCGAAAUGGAUGGUCGACCAACGUCCAGUUGCGGUUGGAGACCUAGUGUUCGUUGCUGACGGCGAAAAGCGGAACGUUUGGGAACGAGGUAUGGUGAAGGAGGUGUUCGCGGGAAGUGACGGCCGAAUCCGCUCGGCGUCCGUGCAAACCUCAAAGGGAGAAAAGGUCCGGCCAGUGGCGAAGCUGGCUAUCUUGGAGCUGAAUAGUGAGGAGUAA